GUACAAUUUUUUUGAAGUUGAAACAAAUGAACUUGUUUCUUUUUUUUUAAAAAAAAAAAUAAUGAAACUGGUUUGUUUGCCAAAAAAAUGAAAUAAAAUUUUAUCGAUCUGACAAAGAAAGAGAAUAAAUAGCUUUUCCCGCGUCCUAAUUUUGCCUUCGAAACACUUCAACGGCAGUAGCCCUGCCGCCGGCGAGCAAAAAGGUCGAAAAAUGGAAGAAACGAAACAAUUAACCAGCGCUCCUCCUUCUGGCUCAAGACAACUGAAUCUGAAGAAAUCCUUCGCCCUUGGGAUACGCUCUCUCUUAACGGCUUCCACUAAGGAGGAUUUCUGCAAAGCGUUUCCACAUUUCACUGUUGCCGAGCAAGAACGCCUCCAUCGCCUAUUCAUUGAGGUGAUUACUUCUUUGCAUGAAAGUAUAGAGGAUGCUUUUGAAUCACUGUGCAUGGAGACACAGGUAGGAAAUGUUCUUGAUCUUGUAGAACAGCAUGUGGAAGAACAAAAUUUGGACCCACUGUCCGCCGAGAAGAGUAACAUUGGAUCAAUUGUGAAAACUAUAUAUGAUGCAAAGAUGGAUGAGAUGGUGUACUUGACAAGCAUUUUGCAAAAGGCGGAAGAACAAAAACAUAUAAUGAGUACCCGUCUUGAUCUCCUAAGGAAACAGAGGCAAGACAUCUCAGGUGUUGCAGCUGUUGUUGACAAGUUGCGGACAGAUAUUGAGGCGUAUGGAACUCACAGUUUAUGAGCAACACCUUCACUUGAGGUUUUCAUUUUUCACAGAAUUUGUGAGGUUCUUUAAGAAGAAAAUCAAGUCAGUUAAAGAGGUUCCCUUCCCUUUUCUUUCUGGAAAGGUGCAGACUCUGCUGCAUUAUAGUUCAAACUUGGGGAAUAUAUUGUGACCGGUGUCCCGAGUUGUACAAGGUGCUGUUGACAUUUUCUGUUUAUAAGGCCAUUGCCAUAUGUUUAAAGAAAGCACCAAGUUUUUAGCGCUUUGUGUUAAUUAAUGUUGCCUCCUGUUGACUAGCGUGAUCAUAAUGUAUAAGUCCCAAUAAAGCAUCCCAUUAUGAAUUCUUUUAUGUAUGCGGCGACUUCGAAGCUGAGUGGCCUGAGAUUCAGUGAUUGAGAAAGACUAGGUCUUGUUGAAAAUCUGGCUGUUUAUGGCAAAAAGAUAGAUGCUUUGGGGGGGAAAGCUUAUGUUUGUCAGGACAUGUGUGAUGUCUUCAAAGAUUUUGGUUUUCAUCUAGGUUCUGCAUAUCUCUGGAAGAACCUGUUACUGUCUGUGAUAUAGUUAUCUUCAAGCUUAUAAUAAUGAAUCUUUUCCAAAUAAGAUAUCUUGAAACUCAGGUUCUGCAAAUUAGGGCUGACAAUUAGGUCACAUUUCCCCUUCACAUGUUUAGUGACGGUUGUUUGUGUUGGCAGAGGUCAUUGUAGUUUUGUUUUCGUGAACUGAACUGACAGAACUUAAUGUGUUUUUAAUAUUGUACUUUCUUUGAAUAUCUUUUUUGGCUGUAAUGUUAUGCAAAUGAAACAAAGAAAUCGUGGUAGCAUUGCAUUACAAACUUGUGGG
Messenger RNA from Oldenlandia corymbosa var. corymbosa, 1567 nucleotides. The record is from the annotation of a GenBank genome assembly. Lineage: Eukaryota; Viridiplantae; Streptophyta; Magnoliopsida; Gentianales; Rubiaceae.